This is a messenger RNA of Sorex araneus (European shrew), 2799 nucleotides long. RefSeq names its product gap junction protein delta 2 (gene GJD2). The record is from RefSeq and is a predicted model, not a curated record. Lineage: Eukaryota; Metazoa; Chordata; Mammalia; Eulipotyphla; Soricidae. The transcript is spliced from 2 exons. Gene Ontology annotation, biological process: cell communication. The coding region runs from base 143 to 1108 and encodes 321 amino acids. Gene Ontology annotation, cellular component: connexin complex.
AUUAAAGCUUUUUUUUCCUCCUGAUUUUAAUCGGGUGGGGGGGCAAUUCGCUCCCAGCGGGAGGUGCGGCCCGGGAGGGGCCAGGAGCGGGAACGUGCCCGGUAUUGCCCAGUCUUUGUCUGCCGCCUCCGGAUGCACAGCGAUGGGGGAAUGGACCAUCUUGGAGAGGCUGCUGGAAGCCGCGGUGCAGCAGCACUCCACUAUGAUCGGGAGGAUCCUGUUGACUGUGGUGGUGAUCUUCCGGAUCCUCAUUGUGGCCAUUGUGGGGGAGACGGUGUACGAUGAUGAGCAGACCAUGUUUGUAUGCAACACCCUGCAGCCCGGCUGUAACCAGGCCUGCUAUGAUCGCGCCUUCCCCAUCUCCCACAUACGAUACUGGGUCUUCCAGAUUAUAAUGGUGUGUACCCCCAGCCUCUGCUUCAUCACCUACUCUGUGCACCAGUCUGCCAAGCAGCGAGAACGCCGCUACUCUACUGUCUUCCUAGCCCUGGACAGAGACCCCCCUGAGUCCAUGGGAGGUCCUGGAGGAACGGGUGGUGGGAGCAGUGGCAGUGGCAAGAGAGAAGAUAAGAAGUUGCAAAAUGCCAUUGUCAAUGGGGUACUGCAGAACACAGAGACCACCAGCAAGGAGACAGAGCCGGAUUGUUUAGAGGUUAAGGAGCUGACUCCACACCCAUCAGGGCUCCGUACUGCAGCACGGUCCAAGCUCCGAAGGCAGGAAGGCAUCUCCCGCUUCUACAUUAUUCAAGUGGUGUUCCGAAAUGCCCUGGAGAUUGGAUUUCUGGUGGGCCAGUACUUUCUCUAUGGUUUCAGUGUCCCAGGGUUGUAUGAAUGUGACCGCUAUCCCUGCAUCAAGGAAGUGGAGUGUUAUGUGUCCCGGCCUACUGAGAAGACCGUCUUUUUAGUGUUCAUGUUUGCUGUGAGUGGAAUCUGUGUGGUGCUCAACCUGGCUGAACUCAACCACUUGGGAUGGCGCAAGAUCAAGCUGGCUGUGCGAGGGGCCCAGGCCAAGAGGAAGUCAGUCUAUGAGAUCCGCAACAAAGACCUGCCCCGAGUCAGUGUUCCCAAUUUUGGCAGGACUCAGUCCAGCGAUUCUGCCUACGUGUGAGGGAGCAGUCUUUGAGAAGGCCUGGAGUACAUAAUAAUGCAGAUAACUUGCUCAAGUAUCUGCCCUCAUUUAGGUGACUCUCACCAUUGAGAUGUAGACUAAGGUUGGAUAAGAGAAGAUCUUGUAUCAGUGGAAGAGGGAAGAAGAUAGAACCAUUGCCGAUGGCCACAGUCCUGGUUGCACAAAGACAGCCAGGUAGAAUCAUGAGAUGGAUGAGUUGCACUUCUUUGGACCUUUUUAUUAUGUGACUCAGUCUAUUCUUGACAACUGUGGACCUGCACAGCUACCAAAUGGUACUUAACUCUGCUGAGGUCUAUAUCUGGUGAAAGGUGUGAUUCAAAUACUUCAUUGGCACAAAAUGUGUGACCUAUCUCAGUACAUCAUUCCAUCUUGGGCUGUAGGAAAUCAUCCCUGAGGCACUUUUCUUGUACCUCUCCAUCAGCAUGCCCCAAUUCCUCAAUCCAGGAUAGCAUGCCAGCUUUUUUCCUUUCAGAAUCUGGCCUUACUGCAUACCUAGUAUGGUUUCUCUGCAAGCUAGGGAGAAUGACAUGGGGUGCUUUUUGAAAAAUGACUAUGAAGAGGUUUGCAUUAGAGCCCCAUCUGACUAGCCCUUAGUCAUUAUGAAAACUUUAGGAAUGUCUCAGUAUCUCCAAUUUUCUAACUCAAACUGCACUGGUGCUCUUUAUUAGGGGCAGGGGUUGGGUGGGAGGGAGGGAAUUGCAAUAUGCAACUGUAACACUUCUGUAAGAUGGUUUGUUGCACUGUUAGGCAUGUGGUUAUAAGCUUUGGGAUAUUUCUGCCUUCCAUCUUGUGGACUCUGGAUAGCAUUAAAAGUUUAUUUUUUGUUCAUAUCAUGGGUGUCCACCCAAGGACGGAAUUUUUAAUGGAUACGUUUCCCUUGUUUUCUUACAUCAUUUUGUUGUGCAACACAGCUGCACUUCGUUUUGCCAUGGUUUGAAUUUACCUGUGUGCUCACACCACAGACCUUAAUCAGCCGUGUCAAACCUGGUUUAUUAUUUUUGUUGGUUAUUUUUGAGACACAAACAUGAGCAUAAGAAACCUAGAACUAAACACUAUUGACUAACAGGUGUUUACGGAUGCUUAUUUGAGACAUAUACCAAAGGUCAAAAGCCUAUUGUUUUGGACUGUGAAUAAGUUCUGUUCUCCUUGCUCUUAUUUAUUUAAGUGCCAUAACUGAACCUUUCAUGUUCACUGUGUAUUUAGUUUAAGCAUUGGCCAAUAGUAUAUUUGGAUGAUGUGCUUUUAUGGAGUUCUCUGUUUCCUUUGCAUUAUCUUUAUAAUUUUUGAUUUAGAGAUGUAAAUGGUGUACCACAAAACUGAGGAUUUGUUAAAAAUAAAGUUCUUGCCUUUUUUGUAAAAUGGGAAGUCUUCAUUUUACUCUUUUUAUUAGGGUUAUAAUUAAAUAUAUGUUCAAAAUGUUUUGUUGCUUAUUUAUAAGAGCAUAAUAUUCAGGGCAGGAAGUAAGGGAUGAAUGAAUAGUAUUUGAAGGAAGACCAAUAAAGUCCAAUUAACCUCUAAUAGAUGAGAGGAAGCUAGUGCAUUUUAUGUUUAAACAGAGUGUAAUGAGAUAUUCUAAUAAUAUUUACUAACUCUUUUCUAUCUUAGCCCAAGAUUUCUCUGCUUAUCUGAAGAUAUUCCAUGUAAUAAAAUGUCAAUUCUUUAUAAUAUUA